AUGGACGACGAGGUCAACGUACUCACACUUAAGCCCUUUCGCGACGUUGUCGAAGAGGCCAGCACGGCCGUGGAAAAUGCUGGCGAAAAUGACGUUAUGCGCAAAGCGGCGAAGAAGCUCCUCAGAGAAGGUGAAAAGGCAGUAAAGCUCAUCGAGCCCCAAUGCACCAAGCGACUCGCUGAAUAUGGCGAUAACUUCCUCAAUGCCCUUCGAGAAAAUGAGGAAAUCAAAGGACCCCGAGCGAAUCUAGGCCGUCUAGUAUACGGCUUCGACGAAUAUGUCGACGAGGACGAAUUCGAAGCCGACAAAUACACCGAGCUCCAGGCCCUCACUCGAGAGGUUGCUUUGAAGAUUUACGAGGUUUUAAUCAGCAUGAGACUCGAGAUGAAUUCUUCCAAAGAUAACCCUCAACAAUCAUUUCUCAACGAAUUUUCGCCUCCGUCCUCACCUCACCCCCCACCGAACUUUCCUGUACCGCCGACACCACCUCGUUCCUCAGUUCAAAGCGCAACCGGUGCGCCAUCUAGCCCAUUACCAGGAGCUCCGCGACGGGCAUUCCAAAGUGUUCAAUAUGCGAACGAAGAGCUCGAAAGCUUUCGCGACAGACAGCCUAGCAGCGUGCUAGGGCCAGAAGACGAACCGCUCGUCAGCCCCUCUCAGCUGGCUCCGCCUCCUCAGCAGCCGCCGCCACCUCGCCCGCCCUCAGCCAACCCAUGGGAUACAACUAUUGCCGGAUCAAAUGACGAAAUUGCGGUCGCAAUUAGCGGCGAGCCACUUCCGAGGCGACCGCUCGUCGCUCCUCCAUCACCUCGCCCUCCUUCUAACUCGGCGACAUCGCCCGUCAGCCCGGGUCAGCAUAGGCUCAGCCCUGCACUACAGCGCCGCCCGAUAGCAUCACCUUCUGUACCGCCACAAGGAGAUCCCGAUGCAUAUCCAUAUGAUGAAGCAGAGUGGCGCCGCCUCACAAAUCAGCAGUAUGGCCGUCAACCGCACAGUCCACAGCCCAGUCCGUCGCAUUUGAAUACAAGACUUGAACCCUUCCCAGAGGAAGGCAGCUACCAGGAGGGUCCUGAGAACGACCAAUCCGUUCGAGGAGCCAAGACGACGCAUCACACGCAUCAAGUGUCGCUAGAAUCUGGUUCGGUUGCUUAUGAUCAUGACCCGCAACGCGACACGUUUGGAGGCGCUCCACAACGUCGGUCGAGGACAGAAUCGGUUGCUGAAAGUAUCCUCGACCCAUAUCUCAAUAAUGUUCGCAUAUCAGACCACUCGCAAGAAUCUUCCAGGGCCGUCGAUCGCCCACCAAUGAUUCCCACCCAGAACGUGGAUGACGGCCUCAUUGUGGUCGAGUCUGACAGUCGACCAUCAGAACCAGCACCGGCUCGGUCACGAAAGGACUGUUCUAUUGGAAACAACUCCUCAUUUUACCUUUGCAAAGGCUUCUGUAAUGGAGCGGAAGAGGUUAUUAUGGGUGGCCUAGGUGUCAAGAAACAAAGAAGGCCAGUUGGGUUUACUGGAACAGCGACCGUGGCGCGUUGCACCAGCUGUGUCUUUGAGUUGUCUUUUCAAGAUAUUGAAAACGAUUUGGGCAAACAGAACUCUGGCAACUUACGGCAAAGCAAUGUUGGAUACCGUUUGCGGUUUCUCCAAAAGAGUCAUAUUCAAACUAAACGCCCAGAUGACAUCCUAUACGGCUGCUUAUUUUGCAUUCGCUUAGGACGCACCAUGGACCCCAGCGAUGCUACCGUUUUCUUCAACGUCAAGUCGUUGUUCAACCAUCUCGCGCGCCACCCCAGGCCACUACCCGAUAUACCCGGUGUAGUCAUUAUUGAUGGGCCAGACGUUCCUGAACAAUACCGCAACGAUUAUGACUUGCACUUCACGAAGCCACCAGUACCACAUCCCGCACUGGAGCAUGAACAAGAGACAGCCAUGAUGCCCACGGGUGUCGCCAAGGAACCUGCGCGCAGGAUGUACGGUCAGAGACUACUGGCAGACCGUACACCAGCUCUCGAGCUCGUGGUUGGCUCCAAAGUUACUGGUCUAUCGUGGCCGUCCAAGUACAAUGGAGAGUGGUGCAUGGGCUGGUAUGACGGUGUCAACGCCUCUGUUCCCUUGGAGGCGCUGAGGCUAGAUCCUCCACCGUCCCGCGAUAUUAAAAUGGAUGGAACAAGUCACGUCAGAGCCAAGUCGAGAUGGAAGUUUUCCCACAAGGACAAGGACAAGACGGAGUGGCUCAAGUUUGACAAGGACGAAAUCAUCACCAACAUUAGCUGGGUAUAUCCCGAACACUGGUGCUGGUCAGGCACAAACUCCAAGGGCAAAUGGGGCAUCUUUCCCCAGGCCUUCCUCGACACCAACACGGUGCAGGAGCUUUCGGCUGUCAACUCGCAGCGAGCGAGCAGCUUGAGCAGCGAGAAGAACAAGUCGGCGUCUAUCCUUCCGCGGUUCUCUGUCCGCAAGACGCAGGGCCCGCCGAGCAUUGCGUCGAGCCGAUCGUGA
Akanthomyces muscarius is the source of this 2502-nucleotide messenger RNA. RefSeq lists its product as uncharacterized. The coding region runs from base 1 to 2502 and encodes 833 amino acids. The record is from RefSeq and is a predicted model, not a curated record. Gene Ontology annotation, molecular function: protein binding. The transcript is spliced from 3 exons. Lineage: Eukaryota; Fungi; Ascomycota; Sordariomycetes; Hypocreales; Cordycipitaceae.